GAGAAGCCGACGGACAUGUGGAGCCACAACGUGUUAGGGAUGUUCAGCACCGGAACAAAUUCCGGCCUGAAUCCGAGCUGAAGGAGCAGCUGGAAAGACGUCCCGAGGUCGCGCCAGUCAAGCCACGGACAGAACCGGAAGUCGCGCAUGAAGAAAUCCACGAACAGGAGAGAAAACUGGAAGAAAAAGAAGAAAAUGAGGAGGUGGACGCACUAAGGGCGAAGCUACACCCAGUUGAGGCGACGAAAGCAGCUGCCGAUCCGGAGAACGAAAAACGGAAGGAACAAGUGGUGAAGAUGAUGCUGCACGCGUGGCACGGCUACCGCAAUUACACCUGGGGCGAGAAUGAGAUCAAGCCAAUCUCUGGGCAGCCGAACAACCAGGGGAUUUUUGGAGGGACCGGCAUGGGAGCGACCAUUGUCGACGCGGCCGACACCCUGUGGCUGAUGGGGCUCAAGGAGGAAUACGAGCAGGCCCGGGACUGGAUCCGCGACAAUUUCGACAUGAAAAGAAGGCGACGGGAACGCUGCCUGCUGUCCCUUAAUGCGUUGACCGGCGAGGCUUUCUACGUAGCAAAAGCCAAAGAUGUCGGCGACUCGCUUUUGAAGGCUUUUAACACGCCGACCGGGAUCCCGAAAUCGCAACUAUCCGUUCAGACAGGCGAGAGCCAAAACUUUGGCUGGGCCUCGUCGAUGUCGAUUCUCUCCGAGAUCGGCACGCUGCACCUCGAAUUCGCCGAGUUAUCCCGGAUCACCGGCGACCCAGUCUACCUCCAGAAAGUGCAGAAAGUGCGCGACGUGCUCGACAGGGCGCAGAAGCUCGACGGCCUCUACCCCAACUACAUCUCGCCGACGGACGGGCGGUUUAGUGGAAGUCACAUCUCGCUCGGGGCGCUCGGCGAUUCGUUUUACGAGUACUUGAUCAAGGCGUGGCUCUACUCGAAUUUCCGGGACGACCAGGCGCGUCGGAUGUAUUGGGCGGUUAGCGAGAAGAUACAGGAAAAAAUGGUCAGUCAUUCCCGGUCAAAUCUGACGUAUCUCGUUGAGUUGCGGAACGGCCGUGCGGAGCAUCAGAUGGGUCACCUGGCCUGUUUUGCGGUUGGAAUGUUUGCCUUGGAGGGGCACUACGAGAAGGAGCUGGCCAGGAAGGCCCGUGUCCAACACCUUGCUGAAGAGCUCGGGCGAACCUGCCACGAAUCGUACAUCCGCUCCGAGAGCCACAUCGGCCCUGAAAUGUUCUAUUUUAUCGGCCAGGAGGACGCGACCGCCAAACAAACCGGCGCCAACGGCUACAUCUUGCGCCCCGAGGUGAUCGAGGGGUGGUUUUAUCUAUGGCGGCUGACGGGGAAACAGAUGUACCGCGACUGGGUGUGGGACGCCGUCGAAUCGAUGGAGAAGUGGUGCAGACGGGAGAAGGGAUAUGUAGGAUUGCAAAAUGUCUACAAACCAGAACAGGGCGCCGACGAUGUGCAGCAAUCCUUUUUCUUGGCCGAGACCCUGAAGUACGCCUAUCUGACGUUUACCGAAGAUACGGAGCAAUUGCAUCCCGGGAAGAGAAGGUGCUUAGCAUGUGGCGGUCAUAAAACUUACUGCAAUUUAUUGCGUAACUUACUCACUGACUACUACAAUGACUACCACGUCGACUUCUAUUCAACUGAAUACAUCAGCCGCUUGCACCGGCGAGUCGAGGAGGCAAAGCUCGAAUAUGGCAAGGCGUGCGAGCGCGAGGAAGCCCUUGCCGAAGAGUUGGGCCGACAGGAGGCAAUCUACGACUCGGUGAACAAGUAUCUGCACCUCGUCGUCGAGGAAGAAGAGGACGGCCUCCUGGCGGACUGGCAAGUCCAAGACGAAGCGUGGCUGACUCUCGGUGGCGUGGAGACGUGCCCCGAGUCGAAAGUGCCGGUGCUGGUGAUCUCGGAGCACGCCUACUGGGACCCGCUGCUGAAGUGGUUCGAGCGAUCGCUGUGUGCCGGAGAAGCCGCCGCUAGGCGCCUGUACACCGGCGUGAGCACCAAAGAGCUCUCCAAGCUUCUCACGACGACGCUGAGAUCGAACGUCGACGAGGCUUUCCGCCGGCGGAAGGACGCCCGCGAUGUGGUUCCUGGAGAAGCGCGGCCGCUACCGGGAGCUGCAGACACAGAGCGUAGGACUGACGAUGGCCUUCUACGACUCCAAAGAGCAGACGCGCGCAGAUUUAAGGCAGCCAACCAUGGCCUGACACCUUCGGAAAAACGACGCAACGACGACACGACGACGACGAAACCGCUUUUGUUUGCUUUUCCUCAUAAUUACCGUGUGAAA
Messenger RNA from Mesorhabditis spiculigera, 2300 nucleotides. The record is from the annotation of a GenBank genome assembly. NCBI's taxonomy places the organism in Eukaryota, Metazoa, Nematoda, Chromadorea, Rhabditida, Rhabditidae.